AUCCAGUAAGCGAAACAAACAGGUAAGCAGUCAGUGUUCAUGAGACCGUUGUACGGUGUGGAUGUGCGACGACGAGCUUCCCCUUGAAGUAAGAUGGACAACUUGUCAUUUGAUCGCGAUGGUACAGACCUCUCCGUCGUGAACGGUAGCAGUGGAAGUGCGAGCAAUGGCAAGAGGAAAGACGCCCAAGAUCAAGGAGAGGUAAUAGCUGUCUUGGGGUCAGGUGAUUACGGAAGGGCUAUAUCCAGACGACUCGUCAGUACAGGUCAUACUGUUUACAUCGGAUCGAGGGACCCCAACAGGAGCAAAGUCAAGAAUCUCGUCAGACAGACAGGAGCUACGCUGACCAGCCAGGAGGUGGCUCUCAGCGGUGCCAAGUUGGUGAUAGUAGCCGUGGGAAGAGACUAUUACGACUACCUGCCACUGACGCACCUCAGAGGGAAGAUAGUCAUUGACGUAUCGAACAACACAGAGAAGCGACGUGGACCUCACUACAGAAGCAACGCUGAAUACCUUCAAGGUCUCGUCCCAGAAGCAAAGGUCGUGAAAGGCUUUAAUGUGCUUUCGGCCUACGCCCUGGAAAAUGGAGGUCUGCAGGGGAGCAAAGAGGUCUUCUUGGCGGGCGACAACAAAGAAGCCAAGACUGCCGUGUCCGAUUUGGCUCGAUCGAUGGGCUUCCACGCAGUAGACUGGGGAGCCCUCAGAGCUUCUAGGGACAUCGAGGAUGUCCCCCUCAAACUCAUGCCCUCGUGGAAGCGUCCCGUUGCCGUCGUGUUCGGCGUUUUUGUGUUCCUCUGGCUUCUUGCGUUCGUUUCGUUCCAGAUUUGCCGCAACGUGGCAGAAGGCGGGUGGAGCUGGGGCUGGAAGCACUUGGGAAUGACGAAUUUCAACCGGGUGCUGGCCAUCUGCUCCCUGUGGACCCUUUCCUUCUGCUACCUUCCAGGUCUGAUCGCCGCCUACAUCCAGCUGUGGCGUGGAACAAAAUACAGUCGCUUUCCGAAAUGGCUGGAUGACUGGCUCAAGAUGAGGAAGCAGUUGGGUCUGCUCAUGCUGGGGAUGGCUUCCAUGCAUGCCUGCCUGUCCGUUGCCUACACAACCCCCCAGACCAUUGGUUGGAUCUACGAAUCGCCCACGAAAAUCAAAGCGGUAGUCCAAGUCGACGCCAACACCACGAAAACGGACACGUUGACUAUCUACGAUUUCCAUCUCAACUGGAGAGGAGAACUCUUUAUGACUAUGGGCGCCGUUGCCAUGUGUCUCGUCAUAGUCCUGGGCAUCUCUUCGCUGCCCUCCGUGACGGCAACACUCUCCUGGAGGGAGUUCACCUUCAUCCAGAGUAAAUUGGGAUGGGUGGCCCUCAUCUCUGCCUGCGCCCACGACAUUUUCCUCGCCUGGAAGUACAUGUUCAUCUACUGGGGGUGCUUCAACACCCUGCCCAUAGGACCUCAGUAUGCCCUGUACCCAGCUUUCAUCGCCGUCAUCAUGAAAAUACCCCUUCUCCUGCCCCCGGUGGACAACUACCUCCAGAGGAUUCGGAAGGGAUACGAGCGUAACGCCACCUACGAGACGGGCAAAGUCGAGCAUGCCUAGUGGGUAUUUGGAGAUGGCUCAGAGGGAUUCCGACCGCAAUUCAGCCUGCAUUCUAAAUGUGACGUCAUAUAGACCUCGAAGAAUUUAGGCUGAAAGAAUUUUGGAUGGAUUCUGUAAGUCAUAUCAGAUUGGUCUAAAGCAGUGGUUGUUAAUCUUUUUAGUAUGGCGCCCCCUCUGAGAGUUGAUCCUUCCCUCUACGCAACCACCCCCCCGCCCCCCCCCCCCCCGCCCCCCCCCCCCCCCCCCCCACCCCCCCCCCCGACCCCCUUGCAUCUAUGACUAAAAUUCCCUCCCAAAUAUAAAGGAAAAUAAAAAAAAAAGAGAAAGAGGAGGGGUUUCGAGGGAUAGGGAUGGAGGUAAAUAAUUACGAAGCAUGGGAAGCCCAACGAGUCUAACUAAGAAACUAUCUUUAUAAGGCGAUACGUUUGCAUUUGUUCAUAAACUUCAGAAUAUGAGUUCCUCACUCUUGUGAAGAGAAUAACGAAUAUAAUUAGUCCCCUGGAAAUUGCUGACGCCCCCGGGUGAGAACCAUUGGUCCAAAGGAAUUCAGGCUGGAUUCUAAUGUUACGUCAGAUUGCCCUAAAAGAAAUUAGGCUCAAAGAAGACAGACUAGAUUCUAAAUGUUACGUCCGGUUGGUCUAAAACAAUUUAGACUGAAUGCUAAGUCAUAAGAAUUCAGUCUGGAUCCAUAAUGUUACUACAGCUUACCCUACAAGAAUUCAGAUUUGAUUGUAAAAGUUACGUCAGAUUGGCCUAAAAGAAUUCAGACUGGCUUCGAAAAUUGAUAUCAGAUUAACCUAAAGGAAUAAGCUUGAAUUAAAAGAGGUCAAUAGUACUGACCUGAAAGAAUUCUGCCUGAAUUUAAUUUAAAAGGGUACAUUAUACUGACCUGAAUUAAUUCAGGCAGAACCGAAUUAAGAAAAGAUACAUAAUACUGACCACCUGAAAGAAUUCAAAGUGAAUUCGGAAAACCAUUUUAGGAUGUUUAAAAAAAUUCAAUUUUGCUUUGAUAAAUUCGGAUUUCAUUGGAGUCAAGAAAAGUAAACAAGAUAGAACUGAAAUUCUUAUGAGCUAAAAAAAAUUAUUUAUAGCAGUAGGGUUUUUAAGUUGAAGGGAAGUCAUAAUUCUUAUCGAGGCUUCCAACAGAUUUUUUUUAGUCUUUGAAAGACUUAAAAAUGCUAUGGGUACAGAAACUAGAAAUAAUCUGUAGUGGAAUGAUGCAUUUUUUAGUCUUUUAUACUUAGUUGUAUCCUAUUCUCUUCUAUUUAUUUAAAUGCAUUUUCAUUUGUUUUAUUUUUAAUGGUAUCAACAGGUUUUAUGCCUUGUAAUGUAAAUAAUCGUGAAUUAUCCUGAAUUUAAUACUGGGGCUGUAUUCACAUUUGUCUAGUUCAGAGCAGUAUAGUAUUUUGGUGUACCGGAUCUGUUAAAUUUAAGAGUCUGUGUCAGAAGAUCAUUCCCUGUAAGUUUGGUAAGAUGACUCGAAUCCAGAGCAUUAUUUAUCUCCACAAAAAAUUCAUUAUAACCUUUAAAUGUUUUCCUUCAGUCAUUAAGUCCUAUUUUAUGACAAGUCUAGUUCAGAGUUAGACUUGACCAAAAUAUUUUGAUCAUCAUCCAAACCUUGAUUCUCAGCAACGUUUGAUGGCUUAUAUGCAGUAUAGAGUAAUAUAUUGCUCUAAGAAUAUCUAAAAUCUUAAAAACAUUUUCUUUAAGCAAUGUUUUAUGACCCCAAAGACUUCAGGAUGUUUUUCAUAGGCCAAUGGCGUUCAUAUAUCUAAAUGGACUUUUCUCUCCAUCAGUUCUUUUAGUUAUACAUAAUGACUUUUGUAAAUAUCUGAACCUUUCUCACAGUAAUCUAUGUACUAGUCUGUUGUCUGGUGACUAUGUGGGCAUUUGGUUAGCCCUAAAAGUUACUUGUUUGAGAAAUGUUCUGGGAGUUCCAUGCGGUAAAGGGCUUUGUAAUGACCUUUGCUGUUGCUAAACACUGUGAUAGUAACACCCUCACCUACUCUAGUGGGCCAUUGGUACCACCAGUCCAUGACUUCAGUAUCAAAGAAUAGAAUUAUCACUGAUUAUUAAUCAUCUUCACGGGCUGUUUUGAUAUUGAUGAUAUUUAUGAUGAUAAUAAAAGAUUAAGUAGACUGACAAACUUAUUAAGCGGUAUUCAACCUUAGAGUUUGUACAUUACAUUUGUAUUUUUAUCGACAUUUUACUCUAACAUUUGUUGGAAGUUUAAUGAUUUGUGUUAUUUCAAUAUAUUAAGGAAUACAGCAUUCUGUUAGUUUCAAUGUAUGUAAUUAACGGUAUUUUUGGCAUAAUUACUGAUAAGUUUUAUAUAGCUGUUGCCUUCAGAAUAUUUUUGUAUCAUAAGCGAAAAACUACAAAUUGCUGGAGUACAGUGUAAAUAAAUACACUUAUGUUUAUUUUAUAAAGAAAAUUUUAUAUCAAAUAGUACUUAACUUUUCAUUGUUAUUAUUUAAUCUCUCCUUGUUUACUAGGUAUCAAGAAUAUAUAUUGAUGGAUUUUAAUAAAAAUUAUAUUAGAUUUUGAAUGAAAUCUGAAGUUGAAUAUUUAUUAUUAUUAUUAUUAUUAUUAUUAUUAUUAUUUUUAUUAUGGAGUUGGCAAACGUAUGGACUCUCAAUAUUGAUCUGUCGAGAGAGAUUCACAUGGCUCAGUUUGUAUUUUACUAUUUAUACUACAUUAGUGCUUUUAAUUUCCAACGUGAUUCCCUGUCCAUCAUUUUGUAAAAGUCGUUGUUUAGAACUACAUACUAGCUCCAAAUUUCGAAUGUUUUGUAACAUUUUUUUUUAGUAUUUUACUUCAGAGAAUUCCUCUGAAAUCUAAGUGACUCAACUGUUCGUUCAUUAGCCACAACGUAUGAUGAGUUUUUUGUACUAAUUCAGUUCAGAAGACUAAUUCAUUUACUGCAGUUCCAACCAGUUAUUUAAAUAUGUUUCAAGAUUUAUAGUCAACCCAUUCAAUCAGUUUUUGAAAGUUUUUUAACAGGUGUCAGCCUAGAAACUGUGAUUGUAUCUGAUUAAAUUGUGAAGUACUAUUCUGUCAGGAUACAAAAACAAAGGGACAAUUAUGGUAUUUAGCCUAGUAAGUAUGUGUGAACGCGACCUUUUACCGUUUUUUAUAAUUAAUUUGAUUUGUUCAUGUUUAAUAUAAUUUUAUUUAUAAUUUUUUAAUAUAAUUUCCACUUCUAGUUGCCUAAUACGUGUAGGUGCUUGAGAAAGAGGUAUUAUUACGAUGAACAUUGUGAAUACUUUUUUUAAAUGGUUAUUGCCACAAAGUCCACAUGUAAGAAACUAUAUGAAUGUUAUUUGGGAAAAAAGGACUACUAAAUACCUACUCCAUUGUUGUAAAUAUGUGUUAUUAUCCGUCUUUUAUACACUGGGGAAAUUCCAAAAUUACCCCAAUGCUCUACAAUUCCCAUUUUCUUUGUAAUGAUUAUUAUUCAUUAUAUAUCAUCAGCCACUAUCAUUUUUCAUCAUCAUUGUAUCAUCGUUCUUUUUAAGGCAUUUAAAUUAGAUUGUGGUAUAAGGAUGGAGUAGCAUUGUACUUGAAGCAUUUUUGUUGUAAUAGUGAUUAUCGUAUGUAAACCAGGCAAUUAUUUACAUACAUAUAUUAUACACAGACACACACACACACUUUGUCUCUUUUAAAACUACGGUUGUGAAAAUAAUCUAGUUACGUCGAUGCCUGGCUAUUGUGAGAAGUUCAUUUUUCAUUGAAUAUCUUGUACUCGUUUGUAUUCGCACUUAAUAAAAUUUAUAUCUUUUA
Molecule: messenger RNA, 5373 nt
Organism: Macrobrachium nipponense
Lineage: Eukaryota; Metazoa; Arthropoda; Malacostraca; Decapoda; Palaemonidae
Product: metalloreductase STEAP4-like
Exons: 11
Coding region: 94-1590 (498 amino acids)
Biological process (GO): copper ion import
Cellular component (GO): endosome; plasma membrane
Molecular function (GO): cupric reductase (NADH) activity; ferric-chelate reductase (NADPH) activity
Source: RefSeq, a predicted model, not a curated record